Nothoprocta perdicaria is the source of this 1220-nucleotide messenger RNA. RefSeq names its product LIM domain only 4 (gene LMO4). The transcript has 4 exons. NCBI's taxonomy places the organism in Eukaryota, Metazoa, Chordata, Aves, Tinamiformes, Tinamidae. The record is from RefSeq and is a predicted model, not a curated record. The coding region runs from base 24 to 521 and encodes 165 amino acids.
CGCGCGCCGCUCUCCCGCAGGCCAUGGUGAACCCCGGCGGCAGCGCRCAGCCGCCCCCGGUCACGGCGGGCUCCCUCUCGUGGAAGAGGUGCGCCGGCUGCGGCGGGAAGAUCGCCGACCGCUUCCUGCUCUACGCCAUGGACAGCUACUGGCACAGCCGCUGCCUCAAGUGCUCCUGCUGCCAGGCCCAGCUGGGCGACAUUGGCACCUCCUGCUACACCAAGAGCGGCAUGAUCCUCUGCAGAAACGACUACAUCAGGUUAUUUGGAAAUAGUGGUGCUUGCAGUGCCUGUGGACAGUCCAUUCCUGCUAGCGAGCUGGUCAUGAGGGCGCAGGGCAAUGUCUAUCAUCUUAAGUGUUUUACAUGCUCUACCUGCCGGAAUCGCCUGGUCCCAGGAGAUCGGUUUCACUACAUCAAUGGCAGUUUAUUUUGUGAACAUGAUAGACCUACAGCUCUCAUCAAUGGCCAUUUGAAUUCACUUCAGAGUAAUCCACUACUGCCAGACCAGAAGGUCUGCUAAAGGGUCAGAGUAAUGCAGAAUGCGUGCCUUCAUCUCAGACUUUGUUCAUCCCAGAUGGAUCCCAUGUCUCCAAGUAGACAAGUCACCUUUGUAGCUAGCAUCAAUGCCAGCUCCAUACCAUUGCACCUUCUUUAUUCUUGAUUGCCCUUCCCACAUUUAUUGGUGUAUUAAAAUGACUGAAUAUGAACAUUAAGGACUCCAUGAACCUGGGCUAAUGGGAGACUGUAGAGAAAAUGAAAAAAGAUCCACCGGAGGACAUCUUUGGGGGGGCGGGUGGGGAAGAUGACUAAUGAAGCUAAUUAAAAGAAGCAUUGAAAUCUGCUUUCUACCCUCAUUAACAAUUAGCAGGGCACUGGCCAGAGUUUGUACCCUGUGUUUUACCUUAACAACAUUCUCUUUGCUCUUUGUAUAUUUAAGUGUUGUAAGGAAAUGUGUUUCAAUCAAACUGAACAUGAGAUAAAGGAAAGAUGUGGCUUUUGUGAUACUCUAUCACAGACACUUUUAUUGUAUCUCUGUAAAAUACAAUGUAUGUAUGCAUGUAAGUGUUUUUGUCCUAAUGUUGCUACUCCCCAUGGCAAAAAAAAAAAAAARRAAAAARRAAAAAAAAACCCGUCAGGCUCAUAGCAGCUACUGUGUAGAAAUUUUCACCUACUUCUAAUUUGCUGAAUGAAGAAAAAUCUUUUAUUUGUGAUAUUUUCA